Molecule: messenger RNA, 4775 nt
Organism: Contarinia nasturtii (swede midge)
Lineage: Eukaryota; Metazoa; Arthropoda; Insecta; Diptera; Cecidomyiidae
Exons: 11
Coding region: 2960-4486 (508 amino acids)
Biological process (GO): regulation of DNA-templated transcription
Molecular function (GO): protein binding
Source: RefSeq, a predicted model, not a curated record
CACGGUGGAGUGCGCAUGUGUUUUUUAUUUUCUUGCAAAUCUGAAAAGAAAUUUCCGAACACACACACAGAGAUCAGCUUGUGUUAAUAUUAUUUCUUCACUGUGUCUCGUCGAUUCUGAUUUCAAUAUUCUUAGUUCAGAACAUCUUACACAAUUCGUUUUCGUUUAUUUUGGUUUUUUUAAAACAAAAUUGUAAUUAAAUAUGCACACAAUAUUUUAGUUUAAAAUUAAAGAAAAACCUUCGAUUAAACUCAAUUGUUUUCAUUGAUAUACCAACAACUAUAUAUACAACAAAUCCAAAUAAACAAAAAAAAAAGUCGACCGAAGAACUAGGAACCGAUAGAGAAGAGAACGAGAUAAAUAAUUCAAUUAACAUUUUUAUUUGGAACUAAACUAUUUUUUGGAUUGCAAAAAACGGAAACGCCUGUGGGAGUUUUUUUUAAAUUCACAUUUCACCGACUGUUUAGCGAUUCGUGUGUGCCAAAUACAAUAAGCAAGUUCAGCAUCUCGCCAAAAAAAAAACAAUUUACGUAUAUAUCACAUAUCACAAGCAAGUUAUAUAAGCGAUAAAGUGCCAGUCAUUAAAUUUGAUUUCUUUUGAUACGAUCCGAAUUGUCAGUUCCAUAUUGAGAUUUAAUCUAUGUAUCAAAGGCUCUUGCCGAAUUGCAUGCGAGUGUGUAUUUUAAAGCGUUAAUUUUGUUUUUUCAAUCAUUUCGAUCAAAAUAACUGCAUACACAAAAGUUCUAGCGCACUCAUACGGCCGACACAUUGACAUCAGAUUGAUAAUAACGACAGGCACUAAACAAAUUUAAUUAGACAGAUUAUUUAACAUCAACUGAACAAGAGAAAACCAGAUCAAAACAUACAAAAAGGAAAUAAUAAACAUAAUUUUUACAUUGAAUGAUCUGAACGUACAUUGAUUGCAUGCGAUACAGACACGACGCAAUCAUUUACAUUGAUAAAAGCUGUAUUUCAAUUUCAAUGUGGUGGUAGAGAAAGAAAAACCUGCAUUUAAUCAAUACUGGUAUAAAUUCUAUAAAAAAAUUGCUUGUAACGCCAGCCGAUCACGCAAAGCACCACCAAAACGGCCAGCCAUUUAAUUCACAACAACAACAACAUAAAUCGCACAGUUAGCUGUAUAUACAUGUACAUAUACACAACAGAAAAAUUAAAUUAUUUUGCAACAUUCAGUAAAAUUAAGUCUCCAAGAUUAGAAAUGUUAUCCAACAAUACACUUUGCAAGUAAAACAUCAGCUACUAAUACAAAGGCAGCCCCGCACAGCAGCGCAAAAAAAAAACAAUAAAAAUUAUAAAAUAAUUCAUUUGGUUUGGGACCAAAACCAAGAGAAGAUUCUCAUUGAAUAUAAACCACAUAACCAUAUGUCUUAAACAGUUUUGCAAACAGUGUAUAACGACAUAAAACAAAACUAAACGUUGGCAACAACUUCAACGGCAGCAAUAAAUGCAACCAGAAUUAAACAAUUGGUUGGUAGAAAACGUGCACAGCGAAAACUGACACAGGCAGUUCGAGAGUGGUAUAAGCAAGAAGAAAGUCGGCGCGGAAAAGCAACGAAAAACACAAAGAAAGGGGGCCCAUUUUACACAAAAAUUUAUCGCGCGCGCUCUCAAGUGUUUUCUUCGCAAACGUUAUUGAACGUAAGUGCAUUUGAAACAAUUUGAUUACUAGGAAAAGUGUAUGAGUGUGAACGGCAAAGUAAAAGUGCAAGUGAUUUUUUUGAUAACUCUUAAUCAUUUUGAGGCAACCGCAUGCGAUGAACAAAAACUGAAUUUGAAAUACUAUGCAAUAGGACAAUCUCAAUGAAUGAAUGAACGAAGGAACAGAAACAAAAAAUUCACAUGUGAGUGUAUUGUAUCAAUCAAAAAAGCAGAAGAAAAUUACAACUUGAUUGGUUGAGAUCUUCUUCGCGCUUCUCAUCGUGGGUUGGUCUUUUUUUAACUUCUUCAAACGAAAAGGCAACCACAACAACAAAAAUACACACACACACACACAUUUUCUCCAAACAUUUCAUUUCUCUAUUAUUGAUAGUAACAAGUAAAAUUGAGUGUUUGGCUCAGCUUAAAACAUUAUAAAGGUUUUUUUACACUGGAAGUAAUCAAGCGCGACCGAAGAAGUGAAAGAAGCAACGAAUUAACUAAAGUUCAAAAUUCGAAUAAUAAUAAUAAAAUCGCAUAAUUCAAUAUAAGAAAAAGACCUAGUAGUAUCAAGAAAAUAACUGCAAAAAAAAACACUAUAAAAUCAAGUAAAAAUAAAAAUAAAUCCGAUAAAAAUAAAAAGGCCAAUAAAUAAUUAAUACUUAUUCAUAAUUCAUAUAUUGAUUGAAAGUUUGCCAAUUCGGUAGAUUUGACACAUUUAUACACAACGGCAUGUUUAUCAACAGACAUGUCUGAUAGCAAGCUGACAAAACAAUUCCAAUAACUUACGAACGAAAAACAAACACACAUUAGUAACUGAACAUCACCAUUCAAUAUAAGCGUUAAGGUGACGAAAACUAAUAAAUUGCAACCCAUACAAACGUACAACCAAGCCAAUCAAAAAUUCAAGAGAGUUCGUCUGAGAGAAACGUUGAAUUGACAAAUCUUUUGGAAACGCUGUCAAUCGAUUAAACUUUGUGAAAGUUCAUCCAUAAAUUCUUCAAGCAACACACACACACACAAAAUAUACUACCGCAAAAUCAUAGAAACGAUCGAAUGUACCGAAAUCAAUUAUCGUCACAUUGAUUGAAUUUUCCGGUGCUAGAAGUCAAUCACUGGUUGCGACGUGUGAAAAAUAUCAACACAAGACUAUUCUGUUGAAAGAGUUGGCCAGCUGGAACUAAUAGACCAUCCGAUUUAGACGAUAUUUUCAUUUACUUUCUUCUAGAAGAUUGUAUUGUACACUCAAACGGAGCAUAACCUAAGAGAGCAAAAAGAAGAAGAAGAAGAAGAAGACGAAGAAAAAAUGGUGUCACGACGAAAGAUUCUGUCGCGUUCGCGUGAUGACUUGAGCGUGGAGCAACCGUACGUGCAUGAGGACGAAGAAGAUGUGUGGUAUCAAAAAGACAAAUUAUUCAAAGAACAUAUUCAAGAAGUGCUGGACAAAUGGAAUCAAAUCGAUGAUGAAAUUUGGGCCAAACUUAUUGUAUUCGAAGGUAAUCGACGUGUUGCCAAAGCAUAUGCUCGAGCUCCAAUCUUAACUAUUAAUAACUCUGAUGAUGGAUUCGACGGAAUGCGAAUUGGACUAUGUGGUUUUGAAAAUCCGAUGAGAAGUCCAAAAACCGAUGAGCUGAAACGCCAAAUCGGUCAGGGUGUGAAAAUUAAAAUGGACGAUGCUGGUAACAUUUUGAUACGUCGCUAUUCCCGCAGCAAUGUUUAUAUAAAAGGUACCGCAAAUAGUUCUAAAGAUGAGACGGCCAUCGGCAAUGAAAUCCAGAAAUUGCCUAAUCAAGCGUUGGAAAUUGAAAAAAUUUCGAAAUUGUUUGAUGUGAAAAAAUUUCAAUCGAAUAUAAAUCGUGAACUGAAGCAAGCAUAUCCGGAUCGAAGACGUCUCGAAUUACAAUGUUUGUCAGCCAUAUCGUUUGUACGCAACGACAAUGAUGUACUGGACUGUCCGAUUUGGGUGCUCGUGAUAAAUGUUGUUGCCAUGGAUAUGUUAAAAAGUAAAAUGCCGCCAAUGCAACGUCCGGUUAACGUUAAAAGUCGACCACGAUUACCAAUUCCUGAUGAGGAUCCGUAUAGCAUUGCCGGAAAUAGUAAUUGUGUGAGCAACGAAAAUUCAGAUAGUUCAGGAUACAGUGGAAGCAGCAACAGUAAUGGUCAUUCAUCAGUGGCAUCAACACAAAGAGAACGAGAUCAAAAGUUUUACACAGCAAACACGUCACAACAACAGCAGCUACAAUCGAAACCAAAACGCAGCAGCAGCGGUAGUAGUAAUGGCAGCAACGAAAAGCCGCCACAACUUCCUCCACGCGACACGAGCAUUUACUCACAUGAAUUACCUACGCCGGACUAUGACAACGAUGAUGAAAAUGACAGUAGUAAUAACAAUAAUACAAGUAAAUUGAAGUCAUUCUUUAGAAGCAAAUCGAAGGAAUCGGAACGGAAGAAGCAUGUGAGCGAAGACCCAUAUUAUGCCGGACUAUCUGCACGUGCAAGUUACUCCAUUGAAAAAGUCAAUCGAGUCAUUCCAUUGAAAAAAUCAAACAAAAAUCAAAAUAUUGUUGUACCAAAAAGAAUGUCAGUUGCCUAUUUACAACAGCCCAUGAUCUAUACAACUCCAACCGCAAAUCUAUCCUAUCAGCAAUAUCCGAUUAAUCAGCAACAGUUUACACAACAAAAGCAAUGUCCGAUGCCCAGACGAAAUUAUCAGCAAAUGAUGUGGCAUGCUCGCAGCAUGGAAAGCGGUUUGGAUUAUCCAUCCGAAUUUAAUCCAAAUUUUUUCGGAAUUAAUCGUCAAGAUCUUCGAAAUUUGGCAAGACGAAACGUUUAAUGCAACAUUCGUAAUAACAUAAAAGGUAAACGCGAAUGUGUCUUUUGACCUUAUCAGUUUGUUCCCGAUGAACGUGGAGUUCAUUCAAGUCUUUGUAUUUAAGUAAGUUCUUCCACUAAGUAAAGGAAUUUCAAUGAAAAAUGUAUUUUCCAGCCUUUAAAUAAGUAAAAAGUCCCGGAAGAUUUUAUGUUUACUGCCAUUUUUUACACUUUUUUUUAUUUAGAUACAUGUCUGGAAAAUGUUUUUGAUUUUAUAUGAGAAAUAAAUGAAUAAAAAAUUCAAUGCAAAU